GGAUAGUAGCAGAUAUCGAGGUUGAGAGCAUCCUCCCUUCAGACUCUGAUACCUUCUACCAGCUGAAGAGCCAGCCCAUCACUCUGAGCGUGUCCCAACCCCCCUCUGACACGGCGUCUCCCUCCACCGGGUCGGUGAUGACGUCCCGGGUGUUGAUGAGGCAGGAGCUGAUGCGCCAGCAGGCCAGGGACCAGGAGAGGAGAGAGGCCCAGCACCAGGUCUCCUCGGCCCAGCUACGCACCACCGACUCCUCCCCAGCCAUCUCCAUGGCCCCGGGGCAUACCGGGGCCAGACCUCCCCCUGCUCAGGUCCCUGUGGAGGUCCUUAAGGUUCAGACACACCUGGAGAACCCAACAUGGUAUCACAUCCAGGCCUCCCAGAGACAGCAGGUUAAACACUACCUCUCCUCCACCCUGGGGAACAAACUGAACAAUCAGACGCUGGGCGCCUCCCCAUCGCCUCAGUCCGGCUCCGCCCCCUCUCUUCAGCCUGCAGCCAGUAGCUCUCCCAGCAGCCCAUUGGCUGUGCUCAGCCUGAGCUCCAACAAAGAGGAGAUGGAAGACGUGAUCGAUGACAUCAUCAGUCUUGAAUCCAGUCUCAACGAUGAGUUCUUUACGUUGAUCGACCCUGGCCUACAGGUGGCCAACACGAUGCCGGUGUCAGUAAACAUGCUGGAUGUGUUCAGCAGCGGAGGGAUGGCUGCUCCUAACAUCACCGUCUCCAACUCCUGUCCUGCUGACCUGCACACCGUCAAGACUGAGUUAACCGGUACAGAGGUGGAGGCUAAAGCUAUGAUGAAGGAACGACAGAAAAAGGACAAUCAUAACCAGAUUGAGAGACGCAGGAGGUUCAACAUCAACGAUCGCAUCAAGGAACUGGGAGCUCUCAUCCCCAAAUCGAGUGACCCAUCCCCCUGCUACGGAGACAGGGAGACGCGUUGGAACAAGGGCACCAUCCUGAAGGCGUCUGUGGACUACAUUAGGAGGCUGCAGAAGGAGCAGCAGAGAGCCAAGGAGGUGGAGACCAGACAGAGGAAACUGGAGCACAGCAACCGCAGCCUACUGCUACGUAUACAGGAGCUUGAGAUGCAGGCCCGCCUCCAUGGCCUCUCCACCCCCGCCUCUUCCUCCCAAGGCAGCUCCUCCUCACACCUAAGCCUAUCACAGUCCCUGGACCCCAGCACGGGCGACGCCCUCUCCAGGACCCUCCUCUCCCUGAGUGGUGGCCAAGGCCUCCAGGCCGCCUCCCCCUCCUUCCUGUCUCCACCCCCCUCGGCCUCUCCGGUUGGUCUGAUGACAAUGGGCAGCCCCUUGGAUCUGGACUCUCUGAGCUUCUCUGACCUGGAUGACCCGUCGGCCGCAGCCUUCCACGCCUCCCUGCUGCCGGACAUGGGUCUGGGGGACAUCCUGAUGGACGACAGGGGACUGGGGAUGUCCUCUGUUGGGGGCAGAGACCCCCUGCUCUCCUCCGUCUCCCCGGGAGUCUCCAAGACCUCUAGUCGCAGGAGCAGCUUCAGCAUGGAGGAAGAUUUGUGACUGAUGUAGACCCUAGACACCCUAGCCCCUACACUGUUUGGGAGGAACACAUUCAGCAUGGAGGAAGACCUGUGACCGGAGCUGAGUCCCAAACCAACUCCUAGACCCUACACUGCUAGGGAGGAACAUAAUCAGUAUGGAGGAAGACCUAUGACUGGAGCUGAGUCCCAAACCAACUCCUAGACCCUACACCCUAGACCCUACACUGCUAGGGAGGAACAUAAUCAGCAUGGAGGAAGACCUGUGACUGGAGCUGAGUCCCAAACCAACUCCUAGACCCUACACCCUAGACCCUACACUGCUGGGGAGGAACAUAAUCAGCAUGGAGGAAGACCUGUGACUGGAGUUGAGUCCCAAACCAACUCCUAGACCCUACACCCUAGACUAAACCCUAUACCCUUAGACAGUUCAUGU
Messenger RNA from Oncorhynchus gorbuscha (pink salmon), 1949 nucleotides. Its product is annotated as transcription factor E3-like. The transcript has 9 exons. The coding region runs from base 138 to 1535 and encodes 465 amino acids. The record is from RefSeq and is a predicted model, not a curated record. Lineage: Eukaryota; Metazoa; Chordata; Actinopteri; Salmoniformes; Salmonidae. Gene Ontology annotation, molecular function: protein dimerization activity; DNA-binding transcription factor activity, RNA polymerase II-specific; RNA polymerase II cis-regulatory region sequence-specific DNA binding. Gene Ontology annotation, cellular component: nucleus. Gene Ontology annotation, biological process: regulation of transcription by RNA polymerase II.